AUGGCGGCGGACAAGCGGGCCCACCACAACGCGCUGGAGCGCAAGCGCCGGGACCACAUCAAGGACAGCUUCCACAGCCUGCGCGACUCCGUGCCCUCGCUGCAGGGCGAGAAGGCAUCCCGGGCGCAAAUCCUGGACAAAGCCACAGAGUACAUCCAGUACAUGCGCCGGAAAAACCACACACACCAGCAGGACAUCGACGACCUUAAGCGGCAGAACGCGCUGCUGGAGCAGCAAGUGCGCGCACUGGAGAAGGCGCGCUCAAGCGCGCAGCUGCAGGCCGCCUACCCGCCCACGGAGAGCAGCCUCUACACCAACGCCAAGGGCAGCGCCAUCUCCGCCUUCGACGGCGGCUCCGACUCCAGCUCCGACUCGGAGCCCGACGAGCCGCAGAGCCGCAAGAAGCUGCGCGUGGAGGCCAGCUAGACCGUGCGCCCGGACUCACUCCCCGCCCUAGCGGAGCCUCUCGGACUG
Nothoprocta perdicaria is the source of this 474-nucleotide messenger RNA. It is a transcript of the gene MAX, whose product is annotated as MYC associated factor X. Bases 1 to 426 code for a protein of 141 amino acids. Gene Ontology annotation, molecular function: DNA-binding transcription factor activity; protein dimerization activity. Gene Ontology annotation, biological process: positive regulation of transcription by RNA polymerase II. The record is from RefSeq and is a predicted model, not a curated record. Lineage: Eukaryota; Metazoa; Chordata; Aves; Tinamiformes; Tinamidae. Gene Ontology annotation, cellular component: RNA polymerase II transcription regulator complex. The transcript is spliced from 4 exons.